Molecule: messenger RNA, 593 nt
Organism: Entrophospora candida
Lineage: Eukaryota; Fungi; Glomeromycota; Glomeromycetes; Entrophosporales; Entrophosporaceae
Source: the annotation of a GenBank genome assembly
UGAAUGGGAAAUACUUUGUAGUCAAUGCCAUUGGUAUCUGUAGAGUGAAAUAUCAGGAAGAUGAGGUACCUUUACACCUGGUAGGAUUUUACCCAAUGGAUGCCAAAGUUUCAUGUUCAUUGGAAUGCUUUUCAAAAAAUGAUGUGGUGAAAAUAUCUGGAAAAUUUGUAAUUAAAAAAAAUGAAGAUGAUGAACAGGUCAUAAAGUCAAUGAAUGCCACAACCAUGGAUCCUCAUCCUCCAAACAUUACAGAGUUACUACACACUAUCAAAAUAAAUUCCAGUGAAUACAUUGAAUCUAUGAUAUCAAUGAAUUUUACAAUGUGCCAUUUAAACAUUGACCAGCAUCUCCAAAAAACAACCUCUAUGAUCAAAAGGGGAAGUAUGUUGUUUGCCACAGGAAAUCUGGAGAUCCAAGACAUGUGUUUGAUGAUUCGGAUCACAUAUGUAAAUUUUGUUGAGGCAAAAUCACCAUCAUCUGUUCUGAGCUCACCAAAGCUGGCAGAAAUUGCAGUUAACACUACCAAAGAGGUUGAACAAGAUCAUUCUGGUUUGGCAGCUGGUGCUGAUGAUGAACCUAACAUUGUGGAAUAA